Dromaius novaehollandiae (emu) is the source of this 4052-nucleotide messenger RNA. RefSeq names its product DNA-directed RNA polymerases I and III subunit RPAC2-like (gene POLR1D). Gene Ontology annotation, cellular component: RNA polymerase III complex; RNA polymerase I complex. The transcript has 5 exons. Gene Ontology annotation, biological process: DNA-templated transcription. NCBI's taxonomy places the organism in Eukaryota, Metazoa, Chordata, Aves, Casuariiformes, Dromaiidae. Gene Ontology annotation, molecular function: DNA binding; protein dimerization activity. The coding region runs from base 88 to 414 and encodes 108 amino acids. The record is from RefSeq and is a predicted model, not a curated record.
CGCGGCCCCCUGGGGCGCGUAGUUCCCGCCGCCCGGCGCCGCCGCCGCGCUGCCUCCUGGGAGCUGUAGUCCGCGGGCCGCGCGGCCAUGGCGGAGGAGGGCGAGCGGAAGGCCGCGCUGGAGGUGGUCCAGGCAGAUGGGACAGAUGGAAACUGUGUCACAUUUGUGUUGCAUGAUGAGGAUCACACGCUUGGCAACUCCCUCCGAUAUAUGGUCAUGAAGAACCCGGAUGUGGAGUUCUGUGGCUACUGCAUCACUCACCCCUCUGAAAGCAAGAUUAACUUCCGGAUCCAAACCAGGGGGGCCCUUCCUGCCAUUGAGCCAUUCCGAAAAGGGCUGAACGAUCUGAUGGGAGUUUGCCAGCACGUGCUCAACACCUUUGAGAUCUUAUCCAUAGUAACCUCUGGUCACUAGACCUGUCAGUCUUCUCCAGGUCAUCCAGACUAUGAGAGCACUGACCCAAAUGAGCCACCGGCAAGUCCCCUACUUGCACACUGAUCCUCUCCUAUAUGACUCCUGCUGUGGAGUCCUCGACAGCCAGGACUAUAUUCCGGAUUUAUGCAAUGCAACGAGGACCCCGAAAGAGAAAGCUAUUGGCUCAACCUGUGACCUAACCACCAGCCAUUUCAGGUGAGUAUAAGGUAGACUUUCAAAGCAGCCUUGUUAGAUAGAUUGCAUCCUAAUUACUGCCUGUCGCUGGGACCCAUUGACCUGAGAAGAUCUGACACCUCCAAGGGCUUCCUCAUUGUGUGGCCCAAUAUACAGACCCUUCUUUGAAGCAACAAGUCAAGAGGUUUCUAACUACUGGAAAGACUCUGGUGAUGUACAUGGCAGCAGAUGGAGAGGUCAGUGCAUCUCGUCUGUCUUUUACCACCCUCCCUUCCAGCCACCAGCACUGAGCAGCUGCCCCGACACCUCCUGAGCAGUCUAGACCCACUGCUCAGGUGAGUGCAUGAAUCUUAGUACCAACAGAGGAGCAAUGGCAGAGAUGUUGGUCUGGAGCAAAUCACACUGUAGCAGCUGCUUGCAACCAAGCAGUGCUGGCCCUGAAUAGGAGGAGAAGGCCUGCCACAUCCUACCAGGAGACUGCUAGGAAGUUAGGUUAUCUGAAGCUGAAUUUGUCACAGUUUGGGAUGGAGCAGAAUCUGAGUGAGGCCUGGCAUUGGGCUUAAUUUGACACUGGCUUACCCACUGCUGUGCUCUGAAGUGAUUGUUUUCAAGUCACAGACUCGAUUUGUCUGUGAAUGUGGACAAAUAUAGAAAUAUGUAGAAUUCACAUUUUUUUAAAAGCGCAAUCAUUUAAAAAUUCCUCCUGCUCAGAAGACAUCUAUGCUGAAACAUUUCAGGAUUUAUCAUUUUUCUCCAUUGACUUCAUUUGUGAAAUGCAGCCAGCUCUGGCACUGUUAAAUUGAUACAAACAAAUCUAUUCUAGUAGGUAUGUAAGACUGUAGAAAACAUUCUGGUCUACAUGUUUUCCAGUCCUUCUGUUUUCAUUGAAACCUGUCUGUCUUUCCAAAAUAUGAUUUUUUUUAAUAAAACAUUUGCAUUUUGGUGAAAGUGAAGCUAAAAAAAACCCCACGACUUGAAAAUAUUUUGCUUCAUUUGCAGGUCUUUUCUCAUCUCCCUUUUUCCUUUUUCCCUUUUUUCAGUGACAAGAGGAAAAAGGGAAAGAGGAAGGAAGGAGAAAAGAGGUAAAAGAAAAAAACAGCAGAAAAGCCAUCAAAAUCUUGGUUACUAAAACUUUCUCAUACAGGUUUUCUUGGCCUUUCAGCAAGAGAUGCAAGCACAAUGGUUCCUAGAAAGUCAUGCUGGGAAAAGCACUUGGGGAUUAAUUGUUUUAAGGAGUAAAUUUGUGAAAGGUCUGCCGUAUUUCAGUUAGCUCCAGCAGCAAUUUGAGCUGGGAUCAGACCUUCCCCGACACCUUUUCCAGCCUAGUUUGGCCCUGAGAACGUGCAUCUCUGUCCUUUUUACAAAUUGCCUGAAGCUCAGUAACAUGGUGCUGUGGCCAAAACGUACUGAAGUUCACCCCCACUGCAGCCCUGCCUUGCUAGCAGAGGGAAGAUGAAAUCCUGGCACCAAAACCCAGGUCACCUGUUUUUUCCUGUCAGAGCUAUGGCCUUGCAGGCAAUCCCCUUGGAAGCCAAUGACUGAAGGAGGCUGUGGGAUUUCCAGCUGUUCGAGACUGCAGAGCAAAGCCGGAUGCUUCUCUGGAAGGGCUCAACUUGACCCUCUCACUUGCAUCCUGUGUCAGGCAAAGAAUUAACUGCUUCUGGUUACAAAGGGGGCUUGAAAGGUAAGGGCUGGUUGCUUGGUUCCCGCCUUAUCCAGAUUCAAGCAAUCUCUGCCUUCCCUUUACUGGACUUAGAAACUCUUCCAUGGAGGGACAGCACUUUGGGCCAGCUUUAAUGCCUGGCUAGAAAGCGGCUAACCUGUCCUUGGGGAGGAGGAAGCUGGAGCAGAUGGUUUGGUUGGAUGCUGCCAUUAGCUUUACCAAGGAUCUCCGGUCUCCCAAGCGUUGCUGUCACACACACAUAAUCAUUUUGUUGUGCCUUACACAGGUGGGGUGAACUUCAUCCUCAGGAAGAGAGCGUGGGCUAGAUUUCCGAGGACCAGGUAGAGAGGACAAUAGCCUCCAGCCCUCUGUUAGUGCUCCCCAGGGCAGGUUGGUCACACGAUGAAGCUGAGUUGCUGCCCAUCCCUCCAUAUCAUGGCUGGAGAUUUCAGGCCAUUGGUUUCAAUAAGACCUAUGUGGUGCCUAGGUCUUAUGCUGGCUGGCUGCCCAGGGACAAACUGUCCCAGGAACAAAGAGAGAGAGGGUAAGAGAUGUAGCUUUGGCUUUGCUUUCGCUUUCUCAGCUGGAAAUUGUCAUUCAUGUUCUUCACGCUCUCCUUCCCAUCCCACAUCCAUGUCAAAGUGAUCACAUCUCAACCUUUCUUCCCUUUUCACACACAUCUCUUCCCCACCCCAUGUUUCCACUUAGGACAAAUGGCUGUAAGUCACUUGGUUUUCCUACAAGGAAAUGAAAAACCCUACAAGGAUCUGAAUCCCCUUCUUCCCCUUCCCUCAGAGGCAACUCAAACCAGAGGAUGGACAAGUGCAGCUCAGAGGCUGUAUUCAGAGCUAGUCCUGGGGUCAGUGAAUUGCUGCAGCUCCUUCCAGGCGGGUUAUAACAGGAAGGCAAAAACGAUUCAGGCCCAGCCAGGAAAUGGCUGUGCAAGAGAAAUGGAGAUGUCCUGCCAUGUUGUCACAGUGCCUUCUCCUCUCUGCCCUGUGGGCAGUUCAUCUUUAGGAAGAGCUGUACUUGUUACUCAAGCGGGAGCUGCUCCGGUCCAGACCAAGCUCCUGCCCAUUGGUUUUCCACUUCCCAACAGAGCCCUUCUCAUCUGUUGGCGUGAUGCUCAGAGCUGGUCUCUGGCACCAGCAGCACAGACAAGACUGUGAAGAGACAAGAGGGUGGAGAGAGAAGUUACAAACCUGGGUUACAGGACAAUAGAGGGAGAAAUAUUCCCUUAGUGAUGUUGGCAGGUCAACCUGCACAACAUUAGGCUGGGAACUGUAGGUUGCACGUUCUGAGCCCAGUUCUCCUACAGAUCUGGUCAGAGUGGGUGUUUCAAAGUAACCAUAGGGCUGAUGUGGAUUGGAAACAAAGAUCCCAGAUCUCUGGGGAAAUCUUGAAAACUUUGGGUACUUUUUGCAGUUGUGUUUUCUCACCCUUGCAGGACCAAAAAUAUGGAUAAAGCUCAACUGGGCUCAACUCCUCUUUCUGCCACAGCAGCUGGGAGGUGAUUCACGUCCCAUCUCAUCCCAUCCCGUCCCGUCCCGUCCCAUCCCAUCCUCCCUCUCUUCCUUUCUCAGGGCUCGACUGCUCCUGAGAAUUAUCUCUGGGUAACUUAGGCUGGAAUUUUAAAGCAGACCCACUCCCUACUUCAGUGCUGUAUGGGGACGCUCCUGAUCCAGAAUGACUGUUUUUUUUCCUCUGCUUUUUGAAGAACUAGUUCUGGGGUAACUUCACAGACACACCAGAGUUUACGGGUGUCUCUUCCUUGUAGGGC